Molecule: messenger RNA, 1131 nt
Organism: Bipolaris oryzae ATCC 44560
Lineage: Eukaryota; Fungi; Ascomycota; Dothideomycetes; Pleosporales; Pleosporaceae
Exons: 2
Coding region: 1-1131 (376 amino acids)
Source: RefSeq, a predicted model, not a curated record
AUGGAUGCUCAAGCGCCUGCUACUCGUCGACAGGUAUUCUUAAAGUAUCGUGAGCUCUUUACUGGUAAGAAUGUGCGAAAGAGAAAGGCUAUACGCAAAAUCCUCCUAAAAAACCUACCUGACUCAAAAGCGUCUGCUGGUGACGCGCAUAUCAACAACGUCGUUUCUAUCCUCAAGUCUCUUCUUGAGGAUGGCGUGUUCCAAUCUGAGGAGAUGGCAAGCAAGCACUUUCCAGACCUCAUCACAGGACAAUCCUCGGAAAUACCAACCGGAAACAUCUCGAAGAAACGCAAGGUAUCUCCUAGAAGGUCAAUCGAUGUCGGACGAGUGAUGGAAACUAAGACUAUCGACAAAUCGAGUCCUGGGACCACAGCCGGAAUUUCUGUUAUCAACAGCCAAGGAAAUAGAACCUUUGACGUAACUUCGCGACCAUCUGCAUUUCCCUACAAUGUUCAACAUUAUGUACUGUCGCUAUCCCAGCAAAUCCUUGAAGAAGUAUGCUUCCGAUUUAUGAAGAGGUGGCUUCCUUCAUUGCUUGAAAAGUAUGGCUGGACUUGUGCAGCUGCGGUCGAGCUCACAAACUGGGUACGUGUCAUUAAGAAGCAUUUGGACAUUCUGCCUAGCGGUUGCAUGAGUACCGAACAAAAAAAGUGUUUCAAAGAAAUCUUACCAUGCAUUACUCAAUUACGCCACACCGCAGUUCAUCGCCUACAUCUUACCUCUGUUCAAUUGCUGAAGCAAGUCCACUCCGCACAUACACUAGCCGAAAUCUUGCAAGACGACGAGUGCAGAAAUCGAUUGCAAACCAUACAUUCAAGGGUGAAUACGUGGGCCAAGAAUAUGGACCAUAGUAUGGAAGUGAUGAAGCAAGAAGCAGAACGUAGGGUCCGUCAGCUAGAGCUGAUGCUGCAGACAACCAUCGCGCAGCAGCAGAACAAAAUAUCUUCGGCCGCAGGCCAAGGGUUGAUUGAUUCCAUCACCACGGAGUUCAGACUCCACCUUCCGGAUGCGGCAGCAGAAAUCAAGGACACAUUCACAUGCGACGAGCAUGCUCGGAAUGCUGGAGGCACUAUAGUCGUUGACGAGGACGAUAUCGAAAGUGACGAGAAUCAACUGCAAACGGAAUUAUAG